Molecule: messenger RNA, 3749 nt
Organism: Pteronotus mesoamericanus
Lineage: Eukaryota; Metazoa; Chordata; Mammalia; Chiroptera; Mormoopidae
Gene: RBM33
Product: RNA binding motif protein 33
Exons: 18
Coding region: 171-3716 (1181 amino acids)
Molecular function (GO): RNA binding
Source: RefSeq, a predicted model, not a curated record
GGCGGCGAGGCGGCGGCCAUGUUGCGGUAGUUUGUUGUUUUCCUGCGGAGGAGCAGGUCUGAGUGGCCGCGAUCCGCCGCCUCGCUCGCCGCGUCCCCCGUCGUGGCCCGCCGCCCGCUGGCCCCUAGCUGGCGCGGCGCGACGAGGCUGAAGCCGGGCGGAGCAGCAGCAUGGCGGCCGCGCUGGGAGCGGGCGGAGGAGCCGGCGCCGCAGAUGACGACUUCGACCAGUUCGAUAAGCCCGGUGCGGAGCGGUCCUGGAGGAGGCGGGCUGCGGACGAGGACUGGGACAGUGAACUCGAAGACGACUUACUGGGAGAAGAUUUGCUCUCGGGCAAAAAGAAUCAGUCCGAUUUGUCCGAUGAAGAGCUGAACGAUGAUCUUUUGCAGAGUGAUAACGAAGAGGAAGAAAAUUUCAGUUCCCAGAGCGUCACAGUCAGCCUGAAAACCACGCCUGGCAUGGUCGCCCCCUACGAGCUGUCGGACAGCACGCGCGACCGGCCCGGAGAGCAGGAGCCCGCGUACGAGCACGGAGAGGACGGCCUGGGCCGCCCCGAGUCCGACGGGCCCGGGCUGUACGCGCACGAGUACCCGGAGGAGGGGCCGUACGAGGGCCCGGACACCGAGCUGGCCGAGGACCACAUGGAGUAUGAGGAGGGGCCCGAGGAGGAGCAGCUGUACAGCGACGAGGUGCUGGACAUCGAGAUCAAUGAGCCUCUGGAUGAGUUCUCGGGGGGCAUGGAGACUUUGGAACUGCAGAAGGAAAUAAAAGAAGAAUCAGACGAAGAAGAUGAUGAGGAUGAAGAAUCUGGACGAUUACGUUUCAAAACUGAAAGGAAAGAAGGAACAAUUAUUAGGCUCUCAGAUGUAACUCGAGAGAGAAGGAACAUUCCAGAAACUUUGGAGCUUUCAGCAGAAGCCAAAGCCGCGCUGCUUGAGUUUGAGGAGAGAGAGCGCCAGCACAAGCAGGGCCGCUACGGGCCGCGGCGCGGCGGAAGGCGAGGCGGCGCUCUGCUGUGCCGCGGGCUGGGGGACCAGAGGAGAGAGAACAGCGAGCGGGGCCGGGCGAAGGACCACAGACCUGCGCUGCUCCCCACGCAGCCUCCCGUCGCGACGCACUCUCCAAGAUUAAUUCCUCCAGCACAGCCUCAGCCGCCGCCGCCGCCGCCACCGCCGCAGCAGCAGCCCAUCCGGAGCCUGUUCCAGCAGCAGCCCCUGCAGCCGCUGCUGCCCCUGCAGCACCCCCCGCACCACCCCUCCCCGCCUCAGGGCAUGCACGUGCCGCCCCAGCUGGAGGCCCCCCGGGUGAUGAUGACCCCGCCGCCCGUGACCCCCCAGCAGCCCAAGAACAUCCACAUAAACCCCCACUUCAAAGGGGCGGUGGUGACGCCCGUCCAAGUGCCCUUGCUGCCCGUGCCCAGCCAGCCGAGGCCCGCCGUGGGACCCCAGCGAUUCCCGGGCCCUCCGGAGUUCCCGCAGCACACCCCGGGACCUGUCCCCAACAACUUCAGCCAGCCCCCGCGGCUUCCUCUUCAAGACCAGUGGAGAGCGCCGCCCCCUCCCCAGGAGCGGGACCCCUUCUUCUUAGGAGUUUCAGGUGACCCUCGCUUCCCGAGUCAUCUCUUUCUGGAGCAGCGGAGCCCCCCGCCGCCGCCGCCCCCGCCCACGCUCAUCAACAGCAGCCACCCUGCGGUGCCCGCACCCAGUCCUCUGCCGUUCACGCAGCCUGGACCAGCGUUCAGCCAGCAGGGACAGCAGCCCGUGUUCCCCCGGGACAGGCCUGUGAGGCCCGCCCUGCAGCCCCCGGGCCCCGUGGGCCUGCUUCACUUCAGCCAGCCCGGCGCCGCAGCCGCGCGGCCGUUCAUGCCGCCGCGGCAGCCCUUCCUGCCGGGCCCCGGCCAGCCCUUCCUGCCUGCCCACGCGCAGCCGAGCCUGCAGGGACCCCUGCACCCCCCGCUGCCCCCGCCGCACCAGCCCCCGCCGCAGCCCCAGCAGCAGCCUCCGCUGCAGCCUCCGCCGCAGCACCCGCCGCCCCCGCAGCCGCAGCACCCGCCGCCCCACCAGCCGCAGCAGCACCAGCACCACCACCACCUGUCCGUGCCGCCCCCGCCCCUGAUGCCCAUGGCGCAGCCUCAGUUCCGGCCUCACAUGCAGGCGGCGCCGCCCCAGCCGAGCAGCAGCCGGACGCAGUGCCCCCCGCGCCAGGGGCCGCGGCACAAUACAUCUCAGAGCGUCACCAAGCGGCCGCUGCAGCAGCUGCAGCCGACCGCUCCCAGGAACAGCAACCUGCGCGAGUUACCCAUAGCCCCCUCGCACGUCCUGGAGAUGAGCAGCGGUCGCUGUGCCACCACACCCGCCUCCCACGGAAAGCCGGCCGGCAGCACGUCGCCCCCCACAAGGCCCGGGCCGGGGCCCAGGAACACGCAGGGGAAGACGGACGCGAAGGCCAAGCCCGGUAGCCCUGGGCGUCAACCCACAGACGAGGCGAAAGCAGAGCCAGAGUUCCCCGACGAGGACGAGGAGACGAGGCUGUACCGCCUGAAGAUCGAGGAGCAGAAGCGGCUGCGGGAGGAGAUCCUGAAGCAGAAGGAGCUGCGGCGGCAGCAGCAGGCCGGGGCCCGGAAGAAGGAGCUGUUGGAGCGGCUGGCGCAGCAGCAGCAGCAGCAGCAGCAGCAGCAGCAACAGCAGCAGCAGCAACAGCAGCAGCAGCAGCAGCAGCAGCAGCAGCAGCACCUCGGCGCCCCUGUGGCCCCCGCAGAGCGGGAGGAGCAGCUGGCGGCCCUGCCCCCGAUGCCCGCCAACGGGAGCCCGUUACUGCCCUUCCCUGGGGCCCAGGUCCGGCAGCACGUGAAGAACAGGCUUCUCGUGAAGAACCAGGAUGCUGCUCCUUCAAACCUUCAGCCCAAAGCGUCCAACUUUGUGCCGUCUGGUGCUAGCAUGCCGUACUCGGGACAACCGGGGAAGCCCCUGAAACACUUGAGACACAAAGUCCUGCCGGUACAGCCUGUGGACGGGGACGCGCCGCCCCCAGCACAGCCUGCCCGAGGGACGUCCCUCCAGGGCAGGCCGCCGGACACCAAGCCCAGCGCCAAAAGGACUGUCAUGCACCGGGCAAACAGCGGCAGCGGCGAUGGGCCACACAUCAGCUCCAAAGUCAGGGUGGUUAAGUUGUCAGGAGGGCAGGGAGGAGAGAGUGAUGGCUUUUUUCACCCGGAUGGCCAGCCCCAGCGGUCCCCCCAGCCCCCAGAAGUGAGACAGCAGCCUGCCCGCAAGGUGACGCUGACCAAGGGGGCCCUCCCGCAGCCCCAGCACCUGCCGGUCGGGGCCCAUGUGCACUCGGCGGGCCCUCCGGGCAUCAAGAGCAUCCAGGGGAUCCACCCGGCCAAGAAGGUCCUCACGCAUGGGAGAGGCCGGGGCGCAGCGGGGCCGGCGGGCCGCGGGCGCCCGGCGCCCAACAAGCAGAACCUGCGGGUGGUGGAGUGCAAGCCGCAGCCCUGCGCCGUGUCCGUCGAGGGCCUGUCCUCCUCCACCACUGACGCCCAGCUCAAGAGCCUGCUCACCUCCGUGGGGCCCAUCCAGAGUUUACAGAUGCUUCCCCAGCAACGGAAAGCCAUAGCGAAGUUUAAGGAACCAGCCCACGCACUGGCGUUUCAGCAGAAGUUCCACAGGCACAUGGUAGACCUGUCCCACAUAAACGUGGCCCUGAUCGUUGAGUGACCUCUGGCCGGGAGGCCGGCCUCACGCCACACA